UUAUUUAAUCAAAACAAAUAGAUGAGAAGAUAUAUAAACUCUCUUGAUUUUGGAGCUGUUCGAGAACUGACCUAUCCCUGCAAAGUCCUGCAAGUGGUGUGAACCACAGCUUCUCAUAACCUUCAUCCAUUACAUCGCCAGAAUUGGUGUUCUCGCAGUUAUUGAAAUGGAAGAUUCAAUUGAACUGAUCCUUCAGGACUUCACUGGGGUUUUUCCCACCAACAGAUCACACCCCAUUGUAUCUGCCUGUACUGGCGCUUUGCUCACAGGCCUGUAUGGAUUAUGGAGCGUCUUCACCAUGCCUGGCUUUCACAAAAUCCCAUGGAGCCUUAAGGUACAACAUAUCUUUUUCUUUUCUUGAUUUUCCCUUUAAACCAGGGGUCUACAACCUUUUCCAAUGGUAAAAAGUCUGUGCAUGGACACCCCUUAUAUGUCAGUUGGGUAUGGGAGUAAGCUGCUCACAAUAUAAAUGGUUGGUGAGGAUAGAUACCAACCACAUUAUAGUGUCCAAGCCAAUUGGGGGCUAAUGGGUGGGUGUUGCAUGUUGAAGACCUCUGCUUUAAAUGAUUAAACCCUGUAAGCUUGAAAUGAUAAGAACAAAAAUUAAGCCAAGAUACAUACUGACUUGUUGAUUAAUAAUAAUUUGCUUACUUUGGAGCGAAGUUCUCCAUGCUAGCAUCAUAUGUGGGAAAAGAAGAAGCUGGUUCCUUAUUUGCCCUCCAGUAAAGCUCAGACACAAAAUGUUAUGAAGCUGCUUGAGGGGAGAAGAGGUCGCCUAGCAGAUUUGGGAGCUGGAGAUGGAAGAUUGGUAUUUGCAGCCUCUUCUGCUGGUUUUCAGUGCACAGGGUUUGAGAUCAAUUCAAUUUUAGUGGCGUAUGCGAGGAGCAAGGCCCGCUUGAGAGGAAUCCCCUUAACCCAGGCAACCUUUGUGAAAAACGACUUCUGGAAGACGGAUCUGUCUUCAUACAACAAUGUGACAGCUUUCCUUGCUCCAGGAGUGAUGGAGCUGCUGGGAGAGAAGCUGCUGAAAGAGCUUCCUCAGGAUGCGCUGGUCAUUUCUUGCCGUUUUCCUUUCCCCAACUGGCCUCAGAAAUCAGCUGUCGGCUUUGGACUAGAACAGACCUUUGCUUAUGAUAUCAGUACUGUGCGCUCCCACUUGAAAAUCUCACAGAAGACUGACAUGAAAUAAGUCUCAGUCUCUUUUCAGCCCUGAACUAAAUCAUCUUUGCCCAAUUGUUUUUUGAAAGAGGAAUGAAGAACCCUGAAUAAUGAUGCUUUAAAGAGUGUGACAUAUGACCUAACAUAAGGAUGUCUGUAAUGAUGAGAGCACAAACAGCUAUUCGGUAUUUGCACUUUCAUAAUAUAUAUCUGAUAAGUAUUUAUAAGAACUAUUAAUUAUGAUAUUAACACUACAAAAAAUAUUGAUUUAAAAAUGCAAAAUUUGAUAAUAAUGUUUAAUUUAUAAUUGCCUUCUAAGUCACAAAUACAACUGUACAUUAAAUUGAAUGAAAAAAAAUUAAGUGCAAUAAAAUACAGAGUAUAAUUACUUGAACGAGUGAGUUUUAAGUCUUGAGUUAAACCGAGUUAAUAAUAUAGAUGUCUGGUUGGUGAGGGUUCCUGAU
Messenger RNA from Cyprinodon variegatus (sheepshead minnow), 1622 nucleotides. Its product is annotated as protein FAM173B-like. The coding region runs from base 683 to 1189 and encodes 168 amino acids. Gene Ontology annotation, cellular component: mitochondrion. Gene Ontology annotation, molecular function: protein-lysine N-methyltransferase activity. Gene Ontology annotation, biological process: positive regulation of proton-transporting ATP synthase activity, rotational mechanism; regulation of mitochondrial ATP synthesis coupled proton transport; peptidyl-lysine trimethylation. NCBI's taxonomy places the organism in Eukaryota, Metazoa, Chordata, Actinopteri, Cyprinodontiformes, Cyprinodontidae. The transcript is spliced from 7 exons. The record is from RefSeq and is a predicted model, not a curated record.